AUGAUCGCCCCUAUCGCUUUCGGUGCUGCUGCUCUCAUGGCUGGUGUGGCCCAAGCUCAAGUUACCGCCACUGGUACUAUGGGUGUCACCAACCCCGCUGAACCUUCUUUGGGAACAGCUGUAAACCAAACAUCCAUGGCUCGACUUGUUUCCCUUAACGCCAUCGACGAUUUCUGUCUUUUCGCUCCUCCUGAAGCCAACUCCGUAAUCGGUAACACCGAGGCUGAAGAAGUCGCUUGGUGUGUCCAGGCCCGAAACAACGCCCGACAAAUCCCAGAUGGUACUUUCACCGCUGUCCACUUUGUCAAGACUCCUCUUUACUGGCAAAUCCAAGGUCUUGGUGACUUGACCAAACUUAACAUUGCAAGCGGUGAUGAGGGUGGUGAGCUUGAUCCUCACGGUGCUACCGGUCUCGGUAACCCCGUCGGUGGUAACGUUACCACCAACGCCACUGGUUCCGAUGUUCACUACGAGGAAUGGAUGAACUAUAUGUCAUACCAACAAUUCUGUCUCCGAAUCUGUAUCGCCGAAAACUCCACCUACUCCGCCGCAUUGAUGUGUCAACACACUCUUGAUGAGAUGGGUUGUAACUGGGUCAUGCCCGGUGACUACACCGACAACUCUUACACCGAAUGUGAUGGUGAUUCCGCCUACCCCCCUGGUCUUUACCCUCUCACCAAUGGUUCAACCUCUACUUUCCAACAACGAUACACCGGUACUUACACCGAUGGUGCUGGAUCCGUAGGAAUGUGGACUCAAGGUCAAACCGUUACUCCUCAAACCGCUUACUCUACCCCCGCCACAUCAAACUGUAUUACUUACCAAACAAUCGCAAACGGUAUCGCUACACUCGCCGCUGGUUCAAGCAACUCUAGCUCUUCAGCUUCAUCUGGUUCAGGUUCAGCUUCCGCUUCCAUGACUGGAUCUGCUUCCGCUUCCUCCAAAACCUCAGGAGCCGCCGCUGCUGUUUCCGCCGCUUCUGGUUCAGCAGCCUCCAAAGCAGCCUCAGGUGCAAGCGCUGCUGCUUCUGCUACUUCAUCCGGAUCAAGCUCAGGCGCUCUCCCCGCUGCAGUCGGAAACACCUACAGUCCCGCCGUAGCUGGUGCCUUCAGCAUUGUAGCUGUUCUCGCUGGUGCCGGUGCUUUCCUUCUUUAA
Messenger RNA from Kwoniella shivajii, 1155 nucleotides. RefSeq lists its product as uncharacterized. Lineage: Eukaryota; Fungi; Basidiomycota; Tremellomycetes; Tremellales; Cryptococcaceae. The record is from RefSeq and is a predicted model, not a curated record. The transcript has 5 exons. Bases 1 to 1155 code for a protein of 384 amino acids.